CUGGCAGAGAACAGCUGACUCCAGCCGCUGCUCAUGUGACCGUCGCAGCUCCCUGUCCUGCUCCCUGUCCCAGGCCAGAGUGGACACUUUCAGGGUCUCCUUCUGGGAGGGGUACCAGCAGCGUGCCGCCGGGCGUGGACGGAUUAAUCAGUGACAGGAAGCUGCCUCUUUCGGAGCAGUGACUGCUGUAGUCAGGAGAGCCUCUGCCAGGCCAGCCCUAGGAAUCUGUCCUGCUCCCCGCCUGCUGCUUACCCCUGCUCCUGCCAUGGGGUGCCUUGGGGCCCUCCUCUUCCUGCUUGGGGGCCUGGGAGCUCUCGCCCAGAUCUGCGAAAUAACAGAGGUGGACAGCACGCUGGUGGAGAGGCUGGGCCAGCGCCUCUUGCCCUGGAUGGACCGGCUCUCCCCGGAGCAGCUGAACCCCAGUAUCUACGUGGGCCUGCGCCUCUCCAGCCUGCAGGCUGGGGCCAAGGAGGCCCACUACCUGCACAGCCUCAAGCUCAGCUACCAGCAGAGCCUCCUGAGCAAUGACAACAGUGACUCCGAGGCCAAGCCCUCCAUGGGCCAGCUGGCCCUCUACCUGCUCGCUCUCCGGGCCAACUGCGAGUUUGUUAGAGGCUGCAAGGGGGACAGCCUGGUCUCACAGCUGAAGCGAUUCCUGGAGGACGAGAAGGGGGCCAUUGGGCAUAAUCACCAGGGCCACCCUCACACCAGCUACUACCAGUACGGCCUGGGCAUCCUGGCCCUGUGUGUCCACCAGAAGCGGGUCCAUGACAGCGUGGUGGGCAAGCUCCUGUAUGCUGUGGAACACAAACAGCAUCUCCAGCAGGGCCACCUCCCUGUGGACACACUGGCCAUGGCGGGCUUGGCCUUCUCCUGUCUGAAGCUAUCCAACCUCAACCGCAAUCUGAGAAACCGGAGCACUGUGGCCCUCGGGAGAGUGCAAGAGAAGAUCCUAAAGGCCCAGACCCCAGAGGGCCACUUUGGGAAUGUCUACAGCACCCCUCUGGCACUGCAGUUGCUGAUGGCCUCCCUUAGGCCCACGGUGGAGCUGGGCACAGCAUGCCUCAAGGCCAAGGCUGCUCUGUUGGCCAGCCUACAGCACAAGGCCUUCCAGAACCCUCUCAUGAUUUCUCAGCUGCUGCCCAUCCUGAACCAGAAGAGCUAUGUGGAUCUCAUCUCUCCAGACUGUGAGGCACCAAGAGUCCUGUUGGAACCAGCUACGGAGACCCCUUCACAGACCCAAGUCCCAGAGUUCAUCCAUGUCACGCUGAAGGUCUCCAGCACCUUUCUUUCGUACAGACACUCCGUCUCUGUCCCUGUCAGCUCCUCUUUGGAAGAUGUCCUGAAGAAGGCCCAGGAGCACAGCAGAUUCACGUAUGCAACACAGGCCUCCUUGUCAGGCCCCUACCUGACCUCUGUGAUGGGGAACAAAGCUGGGGAACGUGAGUUCUGGCAACUCCUCCGAGCCCCCGACACCCCCCUGCUGCAAGGUAUUGCUGACUACAGACCCAGGGAUGGAGAAACCAUCGAGCUGAGGCUGGUUGGCUGGUAGACCCCAGGCUCACCACCCCAGCUGCCUCCCACACUUCCUGGGCUUCUGCCCUCCCUCCCGACAUCCCUGUAACAGGCACACGCCUGACCCUGCUGCCUCCUCUUGUGCACUUGUCCCCGGAUCGCCACAGCCACCACCCCUGCGGGGGUCCUAAACUACCACCCACCCUGGAGCAGGGAGCCCAGCACCUUCCGCAGCAGGUCUGUCUGCCCAGGUCUGGCCCCACCUGGCCCCGCAGGUGUCCCAUGAAGGCCACUCAUAGGCUGGAGGGCGUGAGCAUCUGACUCCUUGGCAGGAGGAGGCCACCGGCCGCUGGCGUUGUGAGUACCGCUUGCUCUGGGAUGGGGGUCCCGCAAGGAGAGCUCUGUGGCCCUGACCCUAGCUUUCCACUCUUUACUCCAUCGGGGCUGCUGCCCCAGAGCCGACUGCGGCAUAGCAGCUGGCGAGGGCUCUGCGGGGCUGCUGUCAGCCCACUUCCAAAAUGAUUAAAGAAUUGAUUGUGCACAUGC
This is a messenger RNA of Aethalodelphis obliquidens (Pacific white-sided dolphin), 2061 nucleotides long. It is a transcript of the gene TCN2, whose product is annotated as transcobalamin 2. Gene Ontology annotation, biological process: cobalamin transport. NCBI's taxonomy places the organism in Eukaryota, Metazoa, Chordata, Mammalia, Artiodactyla, Delphinidae. Bases 266 to 1552 code for a protein of 428 amino acids. The record is from RefSeq and is a predicted model, not a curated record. Gene Ontology annotation, molecular function: cobalamin binding. The transcript has 10 exons.